This is a messenger RNA of Gallus gallus (chicken), 404 nucleotides long. RefSeq names its product small vasohibin binding protein (gene SVBP). Bases 57 to 260 code for a protein of 67 amino acids. Gene Ontology annotation, biological process: protein secretion; negative regulation of protein ubiquitination. NCBI's taxonomy places the organism in Eukaryota, Metazoa, Chordata, Aves, Galliformes, Phasianidae. The transcript is spliced from 2 exons. Gene Ontology annotation, cellular component: apical part of cell. The record is from RefSeq and is a predicted model, not a curated record.
AUCUUGCAGCGGGCACCGUCCCGCCGGUAGCGGGGCGCGGCCCGGCCGGCCCGGCCAUGGAGCCGAGCGGGGGGCGGAAGGAGAGGCCGAAGGGCCGGGAGCCGGCGGCGCGCCUGGAGAAGGCCAAGCAGAGGGCGGCCCAGCAGGAGCUGAAGCAGCGGCAGCGCGCGGAGAUCUACGCGCUGAACCGCGUGAUGACGGAGUUGGAGCAGCGGCAGUUCGACGCCUUCUGCAAGCAGAUGCAGGCCGGCGGAGAGUGAGGGCCGGGCCGCCUGCCCGCCCCCUUCCCGAGCUCACUAUUCAUGCCUUCGCCCUGACGAACUCCUCCUCGUUGCUUUUUUCUGCUUUCUUUUUAUCUUGUUUUUUUGUUAUCUCUAAAUAAAAGCUGCGGUCGUUCCUCCUUC